Fusarium verticillioides 7600 is the source of this 2223-nucleotide messenger RNA. Its product is annotated as peroxisomal multifunctional beta-oxidation protein. The coding region runs from base 1 to 2223 and encodes 740 amino acids. Gene Ontology annotation, molecular function: oxidoreductase activity. The transcript has 5 exons. Lineage: Eukaryota; Fungi; Ascomycota; Sordariomycetes; Hypocreales; Nectriaceae. The record is from RefSeq and is a predicted model, not a curated record.
AUGAAUCUGCGAUACGAUGGACAGGUGGUGGUCGUUACUGGGGCUGGCUCUGGGCUGGGUAAAGCCUAUGCCAAGUUCUUUGCCACCAGAGGCGCCAGUGUGGUCGUGAACGACCUUGGAACGUCUGUAAGAGGCGACGCUCAGGGUUCCAAGACCGCAGAUGUAGUUGGGGAUGGUGGCAAAGCGGUGGCGGAUCACCACUCAUUCGAAGACGGAGCCGCUAUAGUUGAAACGGCAAUUUCAUCCUUCGGUCGUAUCGAUGUUCUCAUCAACAACGCUGGAAUCUUGCGUGAUGUGAGCUUCAAAAACAUGACAGAUGCCGACUGGGACUCGGUUCAGAACAUUCAUAUGAGAGGUGCGUACAAGACGACACAGGCCGCAUGGGUUCAUUUCCGCAAACAAAAGUUUGGCAGAGUCAUUUUGACCUCAUCUGCUGCUGGUCUGUAUGGCAACUUUGGGCAGUGUAACUAUGCUGCGGCCAAGUCCGGCUUGAUCGGCCUCGGCGAGACUCCAGCCAAGGAGGGACUGAAAUACAACAUCUUGACAAAUAUCGUGGCUCCGGUCGCCGCUAGUCGCAUGACAGCCACGGUGAUGCCACCGGAUCUACUUCAGCAUCUUACACCAUACUGCGUAGUGCCGCUGGUUGCACUCCUAACUCACCACAGCAACACAUCCGAGAAUGGUUCCAUUUUCGAGGUCGGUGCAGGACAUGUUUCAAAGAUCCGAUGGGAAAGGUCGAAAGGAUGCAUUCUUAGGUGUGAUGAGACCUUGACUCCUGGCGCUGUUCUUGAGAAAUGGAACGAGAUUGACGACUUUACAAUUCCUGACUAUCCUUCCACCACUGCCAACUUGGAGGAUUUGCGAUUUGAUGGAAGAGUUGCCGUCGUCACUGGUGGAGGCGCUGGACUCGGUAGAGCAUAUUGCAUCGGACUAGCCAAGCUUGGGGCCUCUGUUGUCGUAAAUGAUUGGAAGGAUCCUCACAGAGUUGUGAACGAAAUCAUGUCGUUUGGAGGAGUGGCUGUCCCAGACAAUCACUCGGUAGAAGACGGUGAUGCUGUCAUCGAUACAGCGAUCCGUGCUUUUGGAAGAAUCGACAUAUUGAUCAACAACGCGGGCAUCCUACGAGAUAAAGCGUUCCAGAAUAUGACCGACAAGAUGUGGGACGACGUGAACAAUGUUCAUCUCCGUGCGACCUACAAGUGCGCCCGAGCAGCAUACCCCUUCAUGGUGAAGCAGAAGUACGGCCGAAUUGUGAACACAACGAGUACGAGUGCAACCUACGGGAAUUAUGGACAGGCAAACUAUGCUGCAGCAAACAAUAUUGUAGUGAAUUGCUACUCACCAUCAGCCGGUACCGACCUUACAAAGGGAGUUCUCCCCGAGGAGGUAGUCAGAUCUCGCAAGCCAGAAUAUGUAGCGGCGAUCGUGCUGCUUCUCUCAUCAGAUAAGGUUCCCGGUGACGCUAGAGGCAAGAUAUUCGAGGCUGGCUGUGGCUGGCACGCAGUGACGAGAUAUCAGCGAUCAGAUGGCUACGACUUCCCAGUUGACAGGCCUCUUACGCCGGAACUUGUGCUUGAGAAGUGGAGCGAAAUUGUUUCAUUCACCCCUGGCAAGGCAUCCACACCUACCGAUGCUGGGGAUACUCGCCGGCGUAUCAUGGCAAACGUUGCUAGAUUCGGGAAGGCCUCGCCGGACAACCAGAAGUGGCUCGAUGCUAUCAGAAUGGCAAAGAAAGCGAAGCCUCAGCUGACUGAGAUGAGCUUUACUGACAGAGAUAUCAUUCUGUACAACAUUUCCAUCGGCGCCAGCGUAUCUCAGCUACCCUGGGUAUUCGAAAAGCAUCCUGGCUUCGAGGUCAUCCCUUCUUACGGUGUGAUUCCAGGCACAACCGCAACUAGACCAUUCCAUCUGAAGGAUCUGGUGCCCAACUUCUCAUACAAGAAGCUUUUACAUGGGGAGCACUAUCUUAAGAUCCACAAGUACCCCAUUCCCACUGCGGGGACCUUUGUAUCAGAGAGCAAACUCAUUGACAUUCUGGAUAAGGGUAAAGCUGCGGUAGCUAUUAUAGGCACCACGACUCGUGCGGUUGUUGUAUGGUUUUAUCCUGAUACUCUGGGAAAACCCCUUGAAGAAAUUGGGAGUGUCUUUGGAGAUGCAGAUAUGGUUGCUCUGGUUCCUCAGCGAGAUGGGUCAAAGUCGGACAGCGGAAAUAAUUUUGAGUGA